UCACCUCAACUGAUCCAAAAUGAAUAACCCAUUGAAAGAAAUAAUGGCAAAACUGUCGCAUCAGUCGACAAACAGCAGUCAAAUGAGGUCCGCGUGUCUGAAGUGUGGAUAUCCCGGACACUUCACAUACCAGUGCCGCAACUUCUUCCGCGUCAACCCCGAGCAAGAGAUUGUUUUGGACGUCAGUUCCACCAGUUCUGACACCAGUGGCGAUGAGCUGCCAGACCCUGGAAGUGCUGCCCAACCAUCCAAAAGUGAUCUCAAUAUAUUCACCGGAGACACGCAUUCACACCACAAGAAACACAAGAAACAUAAAAAGAAGUCCAAAUCCCGUCACAAACAUCACCGCAAACACAGGAACUCGAGCUCUGAAGACGAGAGAGAGACCACGAAUACCAGUCGUAAGAAGACUCGGAGUAUAAGCCGAAGUAGGAGUCGGAGUAGAGAUCGGAGUAGAGAUCGGAGUAAAGAAAGGCAUCGAAAGCAUAGGAGUGACAGAAGGGAUGGUGACGAUCACCGCAAAGAGGACCACAAAUCCAAACACAAACGCAAACAUAAGUCUAGAGAUAGGGAUAGAGAGCGAAGGCAUGAGGAAAGGGAACAGUAGUUGUUAUGCAGUAAUCAAUUUCGACAUAAAUUCAUAUAAAAUGGGUGUAAAACGAGACCAUUUGUAAUGAUAUGACUUUGCGAUAAGAAAUUUGUCACUUUUCUCGCCUAUCAAUCAAUUGAUGCAAACAUUGAAACAGUUUAUUAAACU
Messenger RNA from Oppiella nova, 757 nucleotides. The record is from the annotation of a GenBank genome assembly. NCBI's taxonomy places the organism in Eukaryota, Metazoa, Arthropoda, Arachnida, Sarcoptiformes, Oppiidae.